Molecule: messenger RNA, 876 nt
Organism: Wyeomyia smithii (pitcher-plant mosquito)
Lineage: Eukaryota; Metazoa; Arthropoda; Insecta; Diptera; Culicidae
Exons: 2
Coding region: 1-594 (197 amino acids)
Source: RefSeq, a predicted model, not a curated record
AUGUGCUUGCAGGCCCUCACUACGGUAUCAGUCGUCAGCGUUCCAUCAAGCGUUACGCAUCCAAAUCAUUUGAUAUUGAAGAAAAUGAAGGUCUUCAUCUUGUUAUCAGUCGCAAUUGCCCUAGUGGCUUCUGCUCCUGCCGAAGAAUCGGAAAAGAAGGAAAAGCGGGGCCUAGUUGACAUUGGUCAUAACUUUGGCUACGAGGAACCGCUCUACGAUCAUCAUGUAACCAAACAUGUAACCGUCCAGAAACACGUUGCCGUCCCGUACCCGGUGGAGGUCGAAAAACACGUCCCAGUUGCCGUUAAGGUACCCGUUCCAGUGCACGUCGAAAAGCAAGUCCCGGUCGUAGUCGAGAAGAAAGUUCCCAUCUACAUCGAGAAGAAGGUUCACGUACCGGUCGAUCGCCCAGUGCCAUAUCCCGUUAAAGUGAACGUACCCGUUUACCAGAAGGAAGUAGUGGAGGUUGCCAAGCCUUAUCAAGUUCACGUGGAGAAACCCUACCCGGUGUACGUGAAGCAACCACUCUACGUGGAACAGCCUACGGUGUACGUGAAGGAUCAUUAUUACGGCAAGAAACCGUACUAUGGUUGAGUGAGCUUACUUACUGCUGCUGGACUGUGAUAUUUUUUUCGGACCUUGAACUUAUUGAAAAAAUUUUCGUUGCUUAUUUAAAAUGCUUGUUGAUUUAUUAAGUCCCUGUUCAUCAUCGGUUUGAAAUAAGACAAUCGCCGAGGUUCCUUUGCUGGUCCGUAAAUUCUUGAUGAAUUUCAAAUUCAGAUUCUAUUUGUUGAGCUCCCUGUUCUCGUGCCUAUGGAUAACACUAGAAAAUCGAUCAAUCCCUAAUUUUUCUACCAUCGUGACCAUAUUAAAUGA